AAAGGUAUUUUUGAAGCAACGUGUAAAGGUCGUACUUACACGCUUUAAAUCAAAACACCACUUUUUAAAUGAAAUUAAAUUCCGCAAACUCUCAGAAACAUUGAGGAAAAGGAGUUUCCCAAUCCAUUAUGGACAAGGACCCUCCUUUGUACGCAGGAAAUGGCAUCUUUCGUAACCAACCGUCGUACAAAGUCUUCAACAAAUCCUUCGAGCAUGUGGACGAUGCGCUCUACACAUUUCUGAACGAGGUGGACCCUGAGGUGCUGCGACUUGAGCUCCGGGAAACCGCCGAUGUCUUUAAGUCCUUCAACCACAACACAGCCUUAAGGGAUCCUCGCACCGAGGAGGUACCGGGGAAAGCGCAUUGCGAUCACUCCAGCCCCGGAUCGGGCUACAGUUUUCCCAAUCCCCUGGAGCUGCACUCGGAGUUGAAUCUCAAGCAACAGGCCGCCUGCAUGCGAGUGCUCCUGUCCUGGCAGCGAAGUGAGCCUGUCGAUGAGGAGGACUUCGUCGUGUGGCAGGCCACGGAAAAGAAACGCUGCAACGAGCAGCAGCGGGUCCAGAAACACAUCCACGACCACGAGCACGGACGCAAGGAAGUCAUCUAUGCCCCCAUGAAGAGCUUGGUGGCGGUCUACAGGAAGUGGUAUGAGCUGAACGUUAAGAAACUGCUAGAAGCAUAUCCCAACGAGUCCUAUGUAACCUUCUCCGGACUCCCACAGUUGUCCCAGUGCAAGAGCCUCAAUUCCCAGAGCGCUAGCAUGGAACAUGUGGAGCUGGAGCGGAUUUUGGGCCGAGUGAGACUCUGGCCGGAGGUGGAACUCCGCCAGGAAGCACUGCGCACUUUAAGAGUGCGCUUGGAUCGUUAUGCGGUUAGGGAAACUAAGGAGCCAGCUAAGCUAUUGCGGGAUGAAGAGAAGGAUUUGGAACUGGAAGCUGGCAAUAUCUUCGUGCUGCCCUUGGACUCGCUGCUAAUGCUGUUAACCACCGGAUCAUAUAUUGACCUACCCACAGAAAUGUUUGUCAGCCUAAGAGAAUGCCCAAAGAGUAAACACAAAUGUAUGGAAUUCCAGGCUCCGUUUCCCGCCCGCAAUUGUGGCUGGCAUACAAACAGUUUGGUCCUAAAACGGGCUUACGAGGCAUACGUAUCUCAGCCUGGAGAAGCAAAGUGGAUGGAAUUCGAACCAAAUGGAACAGUCAAAGAGGUCCCAGAUAAGCCUACCCCUGAAAUGUCCUCUAUCGAUCUUCACAUGGCCUACAAACCCCAACCAAUUGAUCAUCAAUCUUCUGACAUUGUAGAUGGCAGCACCAACACCGCCUUAGUUAGUUGGAGUCUCAGGUGCAAGGGCGAAGGUGUAGAGCACAAGGACUUUCAGAUCUUCAGCACGUUACCCAUUUCAGCGGUUGGAGAUUGCAAGGACAAGGUGCCAAUUGGAUGCCACUUUAUUAAGCUGGAGAACAAGCCCGAUUGCGGCUGCGAAAUUAUGUCCAAGUACGAGUUGAUCAGUGCCUGGCUGCAGCUAAAGCUGCUGCGGGCGGAGAUGGGCCACUGCACCCGCAUCUCCCUGCGGGACUUUGAACCCAUGCUGGAGGAGAAACUGACGAUUAUCUCGCUAGAGCAGCAGCUGCACGAUUACUACAACACGAUCAUGCCGCAGCUACUGUCCAAUCUGUGCGAGUUCCUGAAGCUGUUAGACACUGUACCUAUUGGGGAAUACCUGCUUCGCUACUCACCCAAGUACAAAGACAAGUUCCUGCUGUGCAAUGCCACCAAGGAGGCCACGGCCCAGAGCUUUCAGCUGCACCAGCUGCUCACAGAAACUUCUCCCAGUGACCAAAUCUUCCUUACCCAAAGCAGUUAUCUUCCCAUCUCGCCCACGCUCUGUGGUCGUCUGCACACGGAACUCCAGCUGCUGCCCUGCGCAUUUCCAGCAAAGGCCGACGGAAGGGCUGUUCAUCGUCGUAAGGUGGCGAUACCCAAGCUACAGCCCACAAGAAGAGUUCCAGCGAGGCGGCAGUUCAAGAAGUAUACAGAAGCUCAAACUGAAGAUUUCCGACGCCGAUGUAAAACCGGGCAAAAGAUUAGAGCAAGAAAGCGCAAAAAAGCGGCUGCCAAUGAUGAAAAGCUCCAGUUGGACAAGAUAAUGUCGCUGUAACAGCAACACUUUAAAUGCACAUGCUAAGUUAAAAUACUUUACAGACUCCGUUUUAGCAG
This is a messenger RNA of Drosophila gunungcola (fruit fly), 2215 nucleotides long. It is a transcript of the gene Ice2, whose product is annotated as little elongation complex subunit 2. NCBI's taxonomy places the organism in Eukaryota, Metazoa, Arthropoda, Insecta, Diptera, Drosophilidae. The transcript has a single exon. The coding region runs from base 129 to 2156 and encodes 675 amino acids. Gene Ontology annotation, cellular component: transcription elongation factor complex. The record is from RefSeq and is a predicted model, not a curated record.